Cynocephalus volans (Philippine flying lemur) is the source of this 1953-nucleotide messenger RNA. It is a transcript of the gene CD5, whose product is annotated as CD5 molecule. Lineage: Eukaryota; Metazoa; Chordata; Mammalia; Dermoptera; Cynocephalidae. Gene Ontology annotation, cellular component: plasma membrane. The transcript is spliced from 11 exons. The coding region runs from base 1 to 1953 and encodes 650 amino acids. The record is from RefSeq and is a predicted model, not a curated record. Gene Ontology annotation, biological process: T cell costimulation.
AUGGGCCUUGUCAGGGGACACUGCUCCAGCCCUGGGCACUGUGGGCAGGAAGCUGGCAGUGGCCAGGGCUGCCAUUCGAACUGGGGCAGGUGGUUUUGCCAGGAGGAAGUUGACAGUUCAACUUCAAACACAAGUGACGCAGGUCCCACACUGUCUACUCCCCCAUCCCGAGCCUGCCGGCCCCGCCCCUCCCUCCCUGAGAGCAAGAUACUAGGCCAGACACCCUCACCCACGGGUGCCGAGCUUGCCAAGGCAGAGGCAGGAGGAGCCCGCACCAAUGGGGUCUCGGCAGCCGCGGCUGGCUACCUGGUACCUGCUGGGGAUGCUGGCUCUGAGUCGCGUCGGUCCCAGAGGGGGCCCCAGCCAGGCCGGCCGCUCUCACUUCAGGCUAGAGCCCUGCUGCUGGGGCAGUCACCAACAUUGCCAGUGGGGACCACCCUGGGCAGCCGGGAGGCAGGCCUGGGCUGUUCUGUGCGGGAUCUGCAAGGAUGUCAGGCCCGUCCCUGCCCCAGGGGCUUCACGGUGUGGCUGCUCGAGCACUUCAGGGAUUUCCAGGGGAGGCUGGCCAACUCCAACUCAAGGUGCCAGGGCCAGCUGGAGGUUCACCUCAAGGGCCUGUGGCACACCGUGUGCAGGUGGAGCUGGGGCUGGAGCCCAGACGGCCGGGAGGAUGCCAGUCAGGCCUCAAAAGUCUGCCAGCAGCUGCACUGCGGAGAGGCCUUGGCCCUUGCCCACUUCCCUCCUUUCAGCAGACCCCAGAACCAGAUCAUCUGCCACGGACACCCAGGGUCGUUCUCAAACUGCAGCAGCAGCAGCAGCAGCAGCAGGGCACGCCAAUGCCCCCCGCUGGGCCUGGUCUGCUUAGAGCCCCAGACGACAACACCUCCACCCACAAGCCCCCCGCCUACAACCACUCCAGAGCCCACAGCUCCUCCCAGGCUGCAGCUGGUGGCAGGGCCCCGGGGCCUGCGGUGUGCUGGCGUGGUGGAGUUCUACAGUGGCAGCCUUGGUGGCACCAUCAGCUAUGAGGCCCAGGACAGGACCCAGGGCCUGGAGGACCUCAUCUGUGCAGCCCUCCAGUGCGGCUCUUUCUUGAAGCAUCUGCCAGAGGCCGAGGUAGCCACGGCACAAGACCUAGGGGAGCUCUGGAACCGCAGGCUCUUGCCACUUCGAUGGAAGGUCCAGAAUGCAAGCUGUGCCUCCCUGGAGCAGUGCUUCAGGAAAACCCAGCCCCAGGAGGGUGGCCGAGCUCUCGCCCUCGUCUGCUCAGAUUUCCAGCCCAAGGUGCAGAGCCGCCUGGUGGGGGGCAGCAGCAUGUGCGAAGGCACCGUGGAGGUGCGCCAGGGCAUGCAGUGGGCAGCCCUGUGCGACAGCUCUUCAGCCAAGAGCAUGACGCGGUGGGAGGAGGUAUGCCGGGAGCAGCAGUGCGGCGGUGUCAACUCCUACCAUGUGCUGGAUGCCGGUGAGAAGACCUCCCGGGGGCUCUCCUGUUCCCAGGAGAAGCUGUCCCAGUGCCACGAGCUUCGGGAGAAAAAAGCCCACUGCAAGAGGGUGUUUGUCACAUGCCAGGAUCCCAACCCAGCAGGCCCAGCAGCAGGCACCGUGGCAAGCAUCAUCCUGGCCCUGCUGCUCCUGGCAGUGCUGCUCGUUGUGUGUGGCCCCCUCGCCUACAAGAAGCUGGUGAAGAAAUUCCGCCAGAAGCAGCAGCGCCAGUGGAUUGGCCCAACGGGAAUGAAUCAAAACAUGUCUUUCCAUCGUAACCACACGGCGACCGUCCGGUCCCAGGUUGAGAACCCCCCAGUCUCCCAUGUGGAUAACGAAUACAGCCAGCCUCCCAGGAACUCCCACGUGUCAGCUUAUCCAGCUCUGGAAGGGGCCCUGCAUCGCUCCUCCACCCAGCCUGACAACUCCUCUGACAGUGACUAUGACCUGCACGGGGCUCAGAGGCUGUAA